Bombyx mandarina (wild silkworm) is the source of this 1101-nucleotide messenger RNA. Its product is annotated as protein obstructor-E. Lineage: Eukaryota; Metazoa; Arthropoda; Insecta; Lepidoptera; Bombycidae. Gene Ontology annotation, cellular component: extracellular region. The record is from RefSeq and is a predicted model, not a curated record. Gene Ontology annotation, molecular function: chitin binding.
AGAUCGUUCGAACGUGUCAGUACACCUGUUGUCCAGACAUGGAGAGGACUUUUGUGAUCUUGACGUGCUUUUGCGCCUUUGUUUACACACAAACACAGUAUCAGCCUUUUGGACAGACAAAUCGCUUCCAAAAUCAGUACCAGGAACAAGCACCAGUCAGGCCUACUGGACAAUGCAGGGAACUGAACGAAAGGUAUCCAGUGUCCGGAAGCUGCGACAGAUAUAUUGAAUGCAUCAAUGGAACCGCUGAAGAGAAACUAUGCCCCGAUGGUCUCCGUUACAAUCCCAACGUGAAUUUCGAUGUAUAUCCGUGCCAGUACCCUAACGAAGUGCCGUGUCUCGAACGAUCCUCGCUACAGCCACCGCAACCGACAGAAUUGUGUCCCCAUCAAUUCGGAUACUUCAAAUUAGGCGACGCCCGCAAUUGCAGCGGAUUCAGAAACUGCGUGAACGGUGUAGGCUACGAUUUUGUAUGUCCCGACGGACUGGCUUUCAAUUCUGAGACCUACCGCUGCGAAUGGCCUGAUGAAGUCGCCGACUGCGAUGCUGAAGCUUUCCUCGGAUUCCGUUGCCCCGAAGUACCAAUAAGUAGAGAACUUGGUCCCCCAGCCGGAUAUAGAUACUACAGGUCUGACAACAAUUGCCAGAAGUAUUUCCUGUGCAUCGAUGGGCAUCCUCGCGUCCUCUAUUGCGGUGGUGAGUCCGCAUUCGACGAUCUAACCUCAACAUGUGUCUCCGCCGAUGAAGUAGGAGCAUGUCCUGCUGAGCUAAGGGCCGCAGCAGUCCGUGCCAAGGACGACGCAAAGCAACUGCUCGCCAAAGAAGUCGAAUUCAAUGCGUAUCAGCUAACACGAAAACCGUCAUUAAGCUAUAGAAAUUAAGUCUUGCACUUGGCACAUUAAAAUGGUUGGAAAUAAGACUAUUUCUAAAACACAUUUUGUCUAGUCUAAUUAUUAAGUUACCUAUUUUUACAAUGUUUUUUUUAAUAAAUAACUUCCUGUUUCAAUAUAAUCAAAUCUAGAAGCAUUAUUCUAAAUGAUAAUGGAAUUGUUUAUCCAAGUUCAUUAAACAAUUUGUUAUUAAUUAUGUCAUACAAAGCAA